AUUUGGCUUUUGGUACAUUACAUUCAUUAAAAGUACUAUGUGAAUCUAGUCAUAUCUUCUUAGACGGCACUUUUAAGUCAUGUCCGCCACCAUUUGCACAACUAUACUCUAUUCAUUGUUAUUCAUCGAUCUUAAAUGGUACUACUCCAGUCUUAUAUUCUCUAUUACCAAACAAAACGAAAAAUCUUUACACAUUAUUUCUCAAUGAUUUAAGAACUGCUGCUGUUAAAUAUGAUUUGGUUUUUAUCCAUAAUUCGUCACUCUCGAUUUCGAACAAGGUGCUAUUAGCGGAUUUAAAAAAUGUUUUUCCCAAUACAACAAUUAAAGGUUGUAAUUUCCAUUACAACCAGUGUAUUUUCAAGAAGAUUCAAGAUUUAGGUUUACAAAAAGAUUAUUAUGAAAUCUAUUAA
Molecule: messenger RNA, 410 nt
Organism: Adineta ricciae
Lineage: Eukaryota; Metazoa; Rotifera; Eurotatoria; Adinetida; Adinetidae
Source: the annotation of a GenBank genome assembly